AUGGUUCCAGUGCGGCGGCGUGGUGCCUUCUUCUUACUUUCACGCUACCGGCAACAUCGUCACCUCGUGUCUGUGCACAUUCCUCUUUGUCUUGUGUGUCUGCUGCUUCUUUUUAGCGAAUGCACGGCUGCUGGGGACCUCGUGGCCCGAUUCUACGACCUAGAGACGUCCGGCAGCUCCGUCGCCAAGCUUUCUCUCAGUUCUAGCGCGCUUCCAAGCACUGUGACCAACAGAUUGUCUAUAUAUUCUCUAGAAUGGAAUGAUCUGUCGGGGCUCAUGCAGCGCGCGCUGCUAUGGGACUCUGGCUUUGUAUUCGCGCCGCCGGUCGGGGCAUCUUCAUCCUUUACAGCAGAAAACGACACGAAACUCGUGCAAAUAUACACAGCGUGCAGUGAAGGGAUGGAUAAUUUAGUACCAGAACUGGCGGAGAUUAAUACACUCCCAGAUAACAGCAGUGAAGGCAAUUGCACCACGGAGAACUGCGGGAUUAUCGGACAUUUCCUGCCGGACGGCUGUCCAGUGGGACAGAUUAUACCCAUUACCAGAUGUGCAGUGUAUGCAUCAGCUAUGGAUGGGCAGAAUCAGGCGACAGGUGUCUUUUGGGCUGAAGAUGGGCGUAGUACGAGUGUUCCCGAGCCUGUGCUGAGACGGCAUACAGCCGUUGGAGUGGAGGCCAGUCAAUCACUGUUUGCUGUUCACUUGUCAGAGGCGACAUUUACGGGCUUAGAGUCGUGCCAGCCACACAUGAACUUUAUUCUACCGUGUCGAGGUGUAGCGGAUAAUGUGAAUGUCGUGAGUUAUAGCGGAAAUACCAGCUCUACAGCUAAUAGCAGCAGCUUUACAGAAGUCAAUUUAUGUCUACCGUCGCAUGGAGUAAUGAUGAACACGUGGCUUAGGAUGGAAUCACUGCCUUCACCUCAAACUUUCUCAACGACGGCCAUUGUGCUUUUAACAGUAUUGAUGGUGAUUUGCGUAGCCUUGUCGGCCUCUGUCUGGUGGUUAAGCCGUUCUCGUGCUUGCGUACAGGAUGCUUACAACCGGGUGAAGCUUGAAGCCGUCGCUGGGGCGUCGGAGGAAGAACGACUUACCCCGAUGGAAGUAUUCUUCGGUGCUCGACCACGCAGUCGACGUUCUCCGGGUAUUCAUCGGACUUCUGCGCUCGUGGCAACGACGCGAGCUGAGAUUACGCUAUCCAAUGACCAGCUGUGCCGCAAGAGCAAGAUCUUGCGCGCCUUUGUGUCAGAUCCAGCCAUUGUGACUAAACGCAUCUCCUUUGCGCAGUUACACUUUUUGAGGCUGCUUGCAAAGGGAGGUAGCGGUGAAGUUUGGUUAGGCCAGUACGAAACUCGUUAUGUGGCAAUGAAAUGCUUAUUGCCAGCAAAGCGUGAGAAUCCAGAAGCGCUUGAACAGUUUGCAGAGGAGUUAAGGAUGGCAUCGCUUUUAGCGCACCCCCGUAUUGUGGCUUUCUGUGGAGUUGCCUGGCAGUCUCUGCUACAUUUGUGUGCUGUGACAGAAUAUCUGCCACGAGGCGACCUAGAGAGUCUUCUGGCGAAUCCAGUUGCUCGUAAGCAGCUGAGCUGGGACAGAGAAAAGUUGACAUUGAGCAGUGAUAUUGUUGAGGCUCUGGUGUAUCUACAUUCGCUUGUACCAGUCGUGAUACAUCGUGACCUCAAGUCGAAGAACGUGCUGCUGGAUCGACGAUUACGUGCCAAGCUGAGCGAUUUUGGACUCAGUCGUGAGCGGUCCGUCGAAGAUACGAUGACGAACGGCAUUGGUACAAUCCUUUGGAGUGCACCAGAAGUGUUGGAAGGAAAGCGUUACGACGAAAAGAGUGACCUCUUUUCGUUUGGUGUGGUGCUAUCGGAGAUCGAUACUUGCGCUUUGCCUUAUAGUUUCAGCCGAUACGCCAAAAUGCGCAGCAUGCAGAUCGUUCAUCUUGUAUCAGAGGGUAAAUUGCUGCCCAAUUUCCGUGAUGACUGUCCACCAUCAAUUCGUGCUCUCGCUCAACGAUGCUUGAGUUUGGAUCCGGCAUCCCGACCAACUGCAAUGGAGGUCGCAUUCGAACUACGUUCUUUCAUUGCACCUCAGCUACUCCCGCAACCAAUUUCCGCAGUAACUGUUGACCAUGUGGGUAGCAUAAAAGCAUCAGCAUCACCUGUUGGUACAUCAAAAGUUGAUAAAGUCGAUGGCGGAUCAGCGGUAGCUCUUGUACAACACUCCGAAGAUGCAAACAUCAAGACAAAAGCCGUGAUUAUGUGCGAAAGGUAA
Messenger RNA from Peronospora belbahrii, 2268 nucleotides. The record is from the annotation of a GenBank genome assembly. Lineage: Eukaryota; Oomycota; Peronosporomycetes; Peronosporales; Peronosporaceae.